This is a messenger RNA of Diachasma alloeum, 1869 nucleotides long. RefSeq names its product DNA (cytosine-5)-methyltransferase 3B (gene Dnmt3). Gene Ontology annotation, cellular component: nucleus. The coding region runs from base 1 to 1869 and encodes 622 amino acids. The transcript is spliced from 9 exons. Gene Ontology annotation, molecular function: methyltransferase activity. Lineage: Eukaryota; Metazoa; Arthropoda; Insecta; Hymenoptera; Braconidae. The record is from RefSeq and is a predicted model, not a curated record.
AUGAAGGCAAUACCGCCAACGAAGCGUAAAAGCUCUAUCCAAAAACGUCACCAACACCCUGAUAAAUCCCUCGAGCGAGAGAAUUCGAAUCAUUUGCAUGUUAAGCAUCAAAAAAUUGGGUUCAUCGUGUGGGCGAAGAUUCCGGGACAAAUUUGGUGGCCGGCGAUGAUCGUUGAUUUUCGAGACUGUGCAAUGAGUGAGCCAAAAGUGGAAUUCCAGUGGGUUAUGUGGUAUGGAGAUUACACGUUAUCUCAAGUUAAUUAUAAAAAUUUCAUGAAGUUCGAUUUGGGUAUAAAAAAGUUUGAAGAUCACAUAAAGCACUCGAAGAGAGAGGUCUACAAGCGAGGAAUUUUGGAAGCUUCUAAGGACUAUUGUAGCUUGUUCGGCUGUCAAACGGAUGAUUGGAAUUUGAACAAUGUUUUCAAUUGGUUCAAACAAAGUCGAGACGAUGAUGAAUCCAUUGAUGAAAGACAUCUAUUGCGGAAUAAUUUUAAUAAUGACAAUAUUAAGUACUCUUCGACCAUUCGGAUGGAAUUGCUGAAACACGUUAGUAAGAGUAGCGAAGCAGCUGUUCGAGAGCAUAAACUCCAGAAUGCUGAGAUAUUACAUGCAAUUAGUUCUAACUCGAUAGACAUUCAAAAAUCGAUUUGUCUCAUGUGUCUGGAGAUGAAUGAAGGAAAGAUGCAUGAACAUCCAUUUUUCAACGUUUCAUUAUGUGAAAAUUGUAUGUUUUUCUGCGCUCUCUGCACUAUUACGGAUACAGUAGUCAUAUGCGAUAAUUGCGAAUGCUCCAGAGUGUACUGCACUGCCUGCUUGAAAUACUUAAUCGCCCCUGAUUCUUAUCAUGAAAUUCUUAAGAAGCAAGUAUGGAGUUGUAUUCUCUGUAGUGAAUCACCCGAUUUAACGAGCAAUUCACUGAUAAAACCGAGGGAUGACUGGAAAAGGAAAAUUCAGAGUAUGUUUUCCACUAAUCGUCAUUCUAUUUCUCAUUACAUGCAAUACUACGAAAAAGAGAAGAAGAAGAUUCGAGUUUUAUCUCUUUUCGAUGGCAUCAGUACUGGUUUAUUGGGGCUCCAGCAUCUUGGAUUCGAGGUCGAGGCAUAUUUCGCCAGUGAAGUAGAUCCAGAUGCCGAAAUAGUGAGUAAAGUUCACUUCGGUACGGCAGUAACCCGUUUGGGAGACGUCAGGGGUAUUACGAAAGAGAUCUUGAGUGAUAUAUUGCCGAUUGAUUUGCUAAUCGGAGGGUCACCCUGCAAUGAUUUGAGUCUGGUCAAUCCAAAACGUCGUGGACUUCAUGAUCCCAAUGGCACAGGAAUUCUCUUCUUCGAAUAUUGUCGCAUCAAAAAUGUAAUUGAGAAGGAAAAUAAGAAUACGAAUCUAUUCUGGUUGUAUGAAAAUGUUGCAUCAAUGCCUGAUGAGUAUAAGAAGGAGAUAAACAAAAACCUCGGAUGUGAACCUGACCUCAUAGACUCCGCAGAAUUUUCUCCUCAGCACAGACCGCGGUAUUACUGGACUAACGUUCCCAUGGCUUAUUAUACACCUUUUGUCAAAGAUCUUCAAGAUGUACUGACACCAAACUGCAAUCGACACGCUUUAGUCAAGAAGAUUCGUACUGUCACCACUCAAUUAAAGUCAUUGAAACAGGGUUCGAGAGCCCUAAAGCCAGUGAUAAUGGAUGAAGUAUACGAUUGCCUGUGGACAACGGAAUUGGAAGAAAUUUUUGGAUUUCCACGACAUUACACAGACGUGAAAAAUCUAAGCGCAACCAAGCGACAAAAAUUGAUAGGUCAAGCUUGGUGUGUUAGAACUAUUAGCGAAAUCUUGAGGCCUUUGAAACACUAUUUUGUAUUCGAUGAAGAUGGUAAUUGA